AUCUUUCGCCUAAAACAAUAUUUUCUAUCUGGCACGUUGAUGACGACCUCCGUGGGGUCCUUCGCUUCGGAUUUAAUGCGUCGCUGAGCGUUAAUCGAGCACCGAGUAGUCGAUCGGGACCUUGAGAACGUUAGAGUUUUCCUACGCAGCGCCAUCAUGGUGUUACAGAGGCUCGUGCACGCGUUAAUAAACCACGCGCAGAUCGUGGACAAGUUGGCGGAGUCACGUGUCAUCCGGCGCGCGGCGCAGCUCACCGCGUUCGCCAUGACGCGCGCGCACAUCGCCGGUAAAGACGCGGCGUGUCGGUUACGCGCAGGCGCACUGAGUCAGAAAAGCAUCAAACUCCGGGACGCCUUCAUCAGGGAGGUGAAAGACGGCAUGAGAGACGCGUCACGACACGUCAGAGACAAGAAGUGAUCGGUGUCGGGGUCUAAAACUAAAGCUGCAGGAACUGUGUGUGUGUGUGUGUGUGUGUGUGAUCUUACAGUACAGUGUGUGUGUGUGUGUGUGUGUGUGUGGUCUUACAGUACUGUGUGUGUGUGAUCUUACAGUACAGUGUGUGUGUGUGUGUGUGUAUGUGAUCUUACAGUACAGUGUGUGUGUGUGUGUGUGUGUGUGUGUGAUCUUACAGUACAGUGUGUGUGUGUGUGUGUGUGUGUGUGUGUGUGUGUGUGUGUGUGUGUCUUUCAUCUUUCUUCUGGGACUUAAAAGCUCCUUCAAAUAAAUAAAUAAAUAUAAAAAAUUCAGCCCUGAAA
Tachysurus vachellii is the source of this 755-nucleotide messenger RNA. RefSeq names its product NCBP2 antisense 2 (head to head) (gene ncbp2as2). The transcript is spliced from 2 exons. The coding region runs from base 157 to 417 and encodes 86 amino acids. The record is from RefSeq and is a predicted model, not a curated record. NCBI's taxonomy places the organism in Eukaryota, Metazoa, Chordata, Actinopteri, Siluriformes, Bagridae.